Messenger RNA from Lolium rigidum, 1242 nucleotides. Its product is annotated as peroxidase 38-like. Gene Ontology annotation, molecular function: peroxidase activity; heme binding. Gene Ontology annotation, cellular component: plant-type cell wall; plasmodesma. Bases 1 to 1242 code for a protein of 413 amino acids. The transcript has 5 exons. The record is from RefSeq and is a predicted model, not a curated record. Gene Ontology annotation, biological process: hydrogen peroxide catabolic process; response to oxidative stress. Lineage: Eukaryota; Viridiplantae; Streptophyta; Magnoliopsida; Poales; Poaceae.
AUGGAAACAAUGACCUGCCCCGGCGCACCCCCUCCUCCUCAGACCAUAGCGGUGACACCAAUGCAGGUGUGGCCUUACCCAUGGCCUACGCCGGAGCUCGUCAACCUGACCAAGGAGGACGAGGAGCAGGAGGAGGAGAUAGGCCAAGGUGAAACAUUCUUGAUGCACUUGAGGGAGGUAUCAGCUGUUCAACCACAUCAAUUAGCUGAUCUUUGGUAUAGUAAUACUGCUACUAAGAACCAACAUGCUGAAUCAGGUUCUGGCACAGACAGCACGACUAAUCCAUACUACAUCUACCGUAUAGGUAGGCGUAUAUUAGUAGCGACGCCGGACGAGCUGGCAUUCGGGUUCUACGACGGGACGUGCCCCGACGCCGAGGAGAUCGUCGCGUCCACCGUGCGGGAGCUCUUCCUCGCGGACUCCAACGUCGCCGCCGCGCUCGUCCGCCUCUUCUUCCACGACUGCUUCGUCCACGGCUGCGAUGCCUCGGUGCUCCUGGACCGUAUCAACGGCGGGAAGUCGGAGAGGGACGCCGCCCCGAACCGCUCGCUGCGAGGCUUCGGCGCCAUCGACAAGAUCAAGGCGAGGCUGGAGAAGAAGUGCCCGGAGACCGUGUCCUGCGCCGACAUCCUGGCGCUGGCCGCGCGGGACAGCCUCGUCCUCGUGGGCGGGCCGAGCUACCCGGUGCUCACCGGCCGCCGAGACAGCGCCCGGAGCUUCCACGACGACGUCAACGUCCCGUCCCCGAACGCAACCCACGCCAUGACGCUCGAUGCGUUCGCGCGCCGCGGCUUCACCGAGCGCGAGACCGUCGCGCUCCUAGGAGCACAUAGCAUCGGGAAGGUCCAGUGCAGAUUCUUCAGGGACAGGAUCUACAACUUCGCCGGGACAGGCCAGCCGGACGACUCCCUCGACUCCGACAUGAUCGGCGAGAUGAGGGCCGUGUGCGGCGGCGCCGGCACUGCGCCGAUGGAGAUGGGGUACUACCGGCAGGGGCGGGAGGUGGGGUUCGGCGCGCACUACUACGCGAAGCUUCUCGCCGGACGCGGCAUCCUGCGCUCCGACCAGCAGCUCACGGCUGGGAGCACCGUGCGCUGGGUGCGCGUGUACGCCUCUGGGGUGCGCGGCGAGGAGGCUUUCCGGGAGGACUUCGCGCACGCCAUGGUUAAGCUGUCUGCGCUUGCGCCGCUCACCGGGUCCGCCGGCCAGGUCCGGGUCAGCUGCUCCAGGCCAGUUGAGUAG